GGGAUCGGUGAGGUGUCGGCCGGCGGGGCAGCGGCCCGGGAGUGGGGGGGGGCGGGCGCGUUGGUCAUGUUUACCUUCGGGCCCGGUAGUCCGGGAGGGGAUGGGACGGCCGGAACCGGGACUGAGGAGCCGGCAUCCCAUGCCGGGCAGGCAACGGCAGCGGGGCCGCUCCCUUCCCCGCCUGAGGCUGACGCAGCCCCUCCCCCGUCGCCCUCCCGGAGCCCUCGCCGUCCCGGCGUCCCCUCGCUGCCCCCGGCCGCACACGCCGGGGAGCUCGAGCCUCACGCAGCUCUGGACUCCUCUGCAGCUUCCACCCAGGGAGAGCCGUCACCGCCCUCCCCAGCGCGCCGGCGACCCGGGCCCGACUGCAGGGCGGGGGGCCGGGGCCGCCACGGCCUCGGUGCCCGGCUGUUCGGGUGGCUGAGAGAACGCAGUCUGGGCCGCGGGCUGUUCGUGGACCCGGCGCGGGACAAUUUCCGCACCAUGACUAAUCUCUAUGGUUCCAUCCAUCCCGCGGACUCGGUGUACCUCAGCACCCGUACCCACGGCGCGGUCUUCAACCUCGAGUACUCCCCCGACGGGUCAGUGCUGACUGUUGCUUGUGAACAGACUGAAGUUCUGCUUUUUGACCCUAUAUCUUCAAAGCACAUAAAAACACUUUCUGAAGCUCAUGAAGACUGUGUAAAUAAUAUCAGAUUUCUUGAUAACCGGCUGUUUGCUACCUGCUCUGAUGACACUACAAUAGCACUGUGGGAUCUGAGAAAAUUGAACACCAAAGUAUGCACUUUACAUGGUCACACUAGCUGGGUGAAGAACAUCGAAUAUGAUACUAAUACAAGACUCUUAGUAACAUCAGGAUUUGAUGGAAAUGUCAUUAUUUGGGACACCAACAGGUGUACAGAAGAUGGGUGUCCACAUAAGAAAUUCUUUCACACACGUUUUCUCAUGAGAAUGAGAUUAACACCAGAUUGUUCGAAAAUGUUGAUCUCAACGUCCUCUGGAUAUCUCUUGAUUUUGCAUGAUCUUGACUUAACCAAGUCUUUAGAAGUAGGCAGCUAUCCUAUUUUGAGAGCAAGAAGAACUACAUCAAGUUCAGAUCUGACCACUUCAGGUUCAUCUGGUCCUAGAGUUUCUGGUUCACCUUGUCAUCAUAGUGAUUCUAAUUCAUCUUCUGAGAAAUACAUGUCACGAGCCUCACAAAGAGAAGGAGUUUCACCACGAAAUAGUCUUGAAGUCUUAACCCCAGAAGUUCCUGGUGAGAGAGACCGCGGAAACUGCAUCACAUCCUUACAGCUGCACCCGAAAGGCUGGGCCACACUCCUUCGGUGCUCAAGCAACACUGACGACCAGGAGUGGACUUGUGUCUAUGAAUUCCAAGAAGGAGCUCCCGUGCGACCUGUCUCCCCUCGCUGUUCUCUACGACUAACUCAUUACAUUGAAGAAGCCAACGUAGGCAGGGGUUAUAUCAAAGAACUUUGCUUCAGCCCUGAUGGGCGGAUGAUUUCUUCCCCACACGGCUACGGGAUUCGCUUGUUGGGAUUUGACAAACAGUGCAGUGAACUUAUUGACUGUUUGCCCAAAGAAGCCAGUCCCCUGCGGGUGAUCCGUUCUCUGUACUCUCAUAAUGAUGUGGUACUGACGACAAAGUUCUCUCCAACACAUUGUCAGAUUGCCUCAGGGUGCCUUAGUGGACGGGUUUCUUUGUAUCAGCCAAAGUUUUAGGCACAACUUACAUCAAAUAAGGAACUCUUCUGGUGUUUGACUUAUGAAUUACUUCAAUUCAGGUGAAGUAUUUUCUUUUUAGAAGAUCUUGAAAGUUUGGGUCAAGAUCCCAGUUCUUAUGGGUCCAUGAACACACCUGUGACCUGAGUACUUGGUCGUCCAGCAUCGCAGGGUCCUCGCCAAGGUAGACUCCCUGCAGCAGCAUCUUUUGCCGCAUUCCUCUGCUCCUGCUCACCUGUGCCGCCUGAACUUCCGUUCUGCUUCUUUUGCAUGGUAGCUCUUGUCAGGUUUCUCUUCUUUCCUUGUUUUUUUUUGGAUUUUGGUGUGAGUUUCGUGGACGUCUGGCAGGAGUUUGGGCUGGGUUAGGAGAAACCCGUGGCACUAGUGUUGAAUAAAACCCAGAAGUUUGAUGUCAGCAUCCUGGUCAUUGAAAAAGAAAUUCCAUCUUCACUGAGUAUACUUUGGCCUUUUAAAGUUGCUGUUAUGUUUCUCUAUAAUGAGCACAGAUAAUGGCAUUAUUCUCAUAACUGUUAGUCUUACAACAAACUGUCUUUUAAGUUUCCUGUUAAAAUUAUACAUAUUUUUUCACCGUAGGGGAAUUUUGUUGUGAAAUUCUGGAAAAAAUAAUUACCACCUCUCUUUGUAAUUUACUUGUACGAAUUUAAAAAUCUCUAGCAUGUGUCCUUACUUGGUACUUUGUUCCUGUCAAAAACAUUUAGAAAGGAAAAGAGAAGGAAUGGGCUUUGGUCAUUUCUGCUACAUAAAAGAGGAUUCAUUAGGUUAGUAUACUACCUGGUCACAGAGCGAUGAGAACAGUGUGGCUCAGAGUUUCUGUUUUCUCUGCCAGACAAUUGGACUCACUCAGGGUGACAAGUUAUAGUAUCGGGGUGGGGGGGAUUGAGAGUAAAGAGGUUGUGUUUUACUCUUUAUUCCUUGAACGCGGUGGCACAAGCUCAGCCCCCUUAGCAUCGGGGAGUGGGGAGCUGCAGUCCUCUCAAGCCUUGUCCUAACUACAGUAGUCAGUUACUUGGAUGUCAAAGCAAAGAGCCAACACGAAGACCUCCUGUGUUUGGUUAUGGAACGCAGCAAGUAAAAAGGAUCAAGCAGGGGACAGUCACAGGGCUGACUGCUCUGCUGAAGUAAGCAGCUUUCUUCUAGUCUCCACUUUGGGUGGUAUUCUGUUUAGAAGGGAUCUGCCAGAGGCCGGAUCAAUUGAAGCCACAUGCUAGCUCUUUCCCUCUCAGAUCACAUUCUCUUAGGCCAGUGGUUCUCAAACAUCAGGGUGCAUUACAAUCACUGAGGAGCUUGUGCAGAACAUAGAAACCUGGCCCUUAUCGUAGGAGGUUCUGAUUGAGCCAGGGAGAGGACAGGAAUCUAUAUUUUUAACAGGCACCUCAAGUAAUCUUUAGGUGGUCCCUGGGCCAGAGUUUGCAAAGCACUACCUUAAACAUUAGUAUUUCUGUACCUCUCAGGUGCUUGACUCCCAAAAGGUGUUUUGAUUAAAAUUGUAGGUAGAUGAAACCAAUUUUAGAGGUAGAAAAUGCAGUCAGUCUCAUUAUUUGAUCUCAUUGGAUGAAUGAGAAAAGUUAAGUGACUUGCCUAAAGUCAUCUGAUAAAAUCAGUGGCAGAGCCAGAACUUGAAUUCAAGUCUCCUAACUCCUUGCUCAGGGCAAUUUCUACUGUAUUCUGCUGGCUGUUAAGUCAAUGAUUUAUGAACACUUUGUCUUUAAGUUGUAUUUCUGUGACUACCCUUAAACUGGUCAAUAGAUUGAAAAAGGUGUGGAAGUAGAUGCUGAGAAUUCCAGCCGUAAGAAGAAAAGUAUCUUAAAUCUUACAGAAAUGUCAAAACAACCCAAAUACAUGAAUAAAACUGACAUUUCUUUGUAGGACCCACCAGACAGCCAUGUACACAAGUGGACGGAGCUUACAUCUCACUUGGAACAAUGUUGUCUCUAGGACAGAUUGUAAAAUUACAUCAUUUCACCAUGGAUGUUAAACUAAUUGGAAUUUUUUAGCCAGCAAGAAAAGUACCGCAAAGUACAAUAAAAACAUAGGUUUGCCAUAAACUUUAAAGAAAAAAAAACACACCUACAUAUUUAAAGGAAAAUAAAAUUUUGGAGGCAAAAGCACCCAAUGUUAACAUUAAGAAUCAGCUACUAAGUACAAUUACAUUAAUUUUUUAAAAAGGUUCCAUAAAUUGCAUCUCUUUUGGAGAGAGUUGCAUGUCAUGGACUCACAUGUCACCCAGCUCUGAAUUUCAGUCCAGGAUUCUUCAACCAUUAGAGAGUUUCUGUUGUGUCAAAUAAUGCCCACACUCUACUACCAACCCCCCCCCCCCCCCCCCCAAAUACCUUGCAAGGUGGGUGACAUGAUCACCAAUUGACUUGGGAGGAAAUGGAGGGUCAGAAAGGUUAAGUGAUUUCCCUUAAGUCACAGAGCUGGCAUCGGGUGGCAAUGCUAGGAUUCAGACCCAGGUCUGUUUUAAUCCAAAGCCUGCUUACUAUUCUGCCAUUUUGCCCUUUUGUUUGUAAAGGAUGGGCAACUAGCCUGAGCUGGCUGGUAAACUACAGAGCUGGCUUACCUUCUGCACCAUGUAAGAGAACAUUUGCAAGACUGGAAAUUUCCAUUAGAAUUAAUACCAUAAAACGCAGGGCGUACAUACAUACAGUCCAUUCCUAACUGGAAAACUGCAAGCACGUUAAGUAGCUGUGAAGUAAAGGAAAAUGUAAACAGCCUUGUAUAAAAAUAGAGCCACGGAUGAGAACUAAAAAUUAGCCAGCAAACGCAACAAAACAAUCUUUGUCCUCUUUGAGGAACAGUUGUGAUCAACAAGUCAUGAGGGGGAUAUUAAUCUGGGAAUUACAGGGCAUCAGGAAUGCUAGACUCUUGGAGGAAACUGCGGCUUACAAUUGCAAGAUCUCAUUUCACUUCAGAGUAUAAAAUCCAAUCUGGUGUUUUUCACUCUAAAUUUAGUCAUUUUUAUUCAUGAUAAUUGGUGAGUGUAUUAUAAUUGGUAAUGUGGUAUAAUUGUUGGUAAACAGUAUAAAUUAUACUUGUUUUAAAAAGCUUUCUACAGGGGCACCUGACUGGCUCAGUUGGUGGAGCAUGCGAUUUGUGAUCUUAGGGUCAUGAGUUUGAGCCCCACCUUGGUGGGGUUUGAUUGCACUUAAAAAAAAAAAUCUUGAAAAAGUUUUCUACACAACAGUAUGUUAAUGGCAGUGUUGUUGAAUAAGUUUGGGAACAUCAAAUAUUUAGUAGUUUCUUAUCUUUAAUUAUGAAAAUGAAGUGGCUAAAGCAGACGAGACCCCUAUCUUAAUCUUUUGAAAACAUGAUCUUUUUUCACAGAAGCCCAAAGAACAUGUGUAUUUUCUUUUUCCUUGUUACAUCCGAGAUGAGGCUAUACCAAAAAUUUUAGGAAGACAAGCAAGGAAAAGGUUCCCCACGCCUGUGUCUAGAACCAAGAUCACAUUAUAUCAUGGUUAAAGUUUUGUUUUCUAGAAAGUGCAAUAUAGGAAAAACACCCUGAGAACCUUUUAGAAGCCUAUGUUUCUGCCAUUAGUCAGACUAUAUGGUAUUGGCAUCCGUAAGUAUCUGUUAAAGCUUGUGUUUAGCAGGAGAAUAAGUGUUAGUCUGAUAACACUGAUGACAAUCAUCCCCAUUUAAUGACCAGCAGCCAUGGAGAGUUAUGAAAAUUCACUCAGUAAUAGCCUGUGUUGGUCAUAAAAGAAAGCAUAUACAGUAUAUGAAUUUUUGGAUAACUAAUGCAUAUCUCUUAAGUGCCAAAAUUUUAAACCUAUAAUUAUUUUUGAUGUAAGUCUUUCAAAUAAUGUUAGUAUACCUUCCUGCCUUCUUCAACAGCAUGCUCAGCAUAAUUCACUUUUUCAUGAUGAAAAGUAAAAGUUAUAUUCAUGUGUUAUUACAGAUAUCCAAUUAGCUCUGAUGUAUGUAAAAUACUUCAUAAAAUGUAAAGGGCUAUAAAAUUAUGAGUUAGUAUCAAUUAUUAUAAGGUGAUUCCCUCAGCCCCGAGGUAUAUAUAAUCAUUUGCCUCCGGUUGCUGGUGUUUUUUUCAUUAAAAAUGUUUUCUAUCUGCUAAGUAGUUUGUUCUGUCUCCUACCACAGUAUCCAUAUGCCCGCCUCUAACAGGCUCUAUCUGAUGUGCUGUGUUCAUCUGUUAUGAGCUGGGACACGAGAUGACCAAGCUUGCUUGGUGUCUAAAGAGCUGCAUAAGCCCUGGUUGUGCAGUCUUUGAGACAGCUCUUUUGGUUGCUUACCAGCUUUCUGACAGAUUCACAAUAACCUGGAUUACAGAAGUUCCCAGUUAAAGCCUAGGCUAUUUUCUCAGUUGCCGCUAAGUAAAAUACUAUAAACUAAGGAUGCUGCUAGAUUAAGGAAUAAUAGAUUAAGCAACGUACCAAAGUAUAGCCAAUUAACAACAAAGGCUCUGUAUUUGCACAGGAUCCUUUGUGCUUUUAAGGAA
Molecule: messenger RNA, 6199 nt
Organism: Herpailurus yagouaroundi (jaguarundi)
Lineage: Eukaryota; Metazoa; Chordata; Mammalia; Carnivora; Felidae
Gene: DCAF10
Product: DDB1 and CUL4 associated factor 10
Exons: 7
Coding region: 67-1722 (551 amino acids)
Cellular component (GO): Cul4-RING E3 ubiquitin ligase complex
Molecular function (GO): protein binding
Source: RefSeq, a predicted model, not a curated record